AUGGCGGACUACGGCACGGACCAGCUCCUGCUCGACAUCGCGGACUACGUCGUCGGGUACGAGGUCUCCUCCCGCGCCGCGGUCAAGACGGCGCGAUACGCCAUCUUAGACGCGGUCGGAUGCGCGCUCUUGUCGCUCAACUACCCCGAGUGCGUCAAGCUCCUCGGCCCGAUCGUCCCGGGCGCCGCGGUCAAGCACGGCGCGCACGUCAUCGGGACGACGCACGACGUCGACCCGGUGACGGCCGCGCACGGGUGCGCGACGGCGACGCGAUGGCUGGACUACAACGACGCGUGGCUCGGCGCGGAGUGGGUGCACCCGUCGGACGUCGUGGGCGCGAUCUUGCCGCUCGCGGAGUACCUCUCGAGGGUGCGCAUGGAGAGAAACUUGCCGUCGCUGACGAUGAAGGACGUCGUCGUGAACGCGAUCAAGGCGUACGAGGUGGUUGGGAUCUUAGCGCUGGAGAACUCGCUGAAUCAGAUCGGAGUGGAUCACAUCAUGAUGACCCGCGUCGCCGUCGCGGCGGUGGCGACGGCGAUGCUCGGGGGCGGACGAAGGGAGGUGGCGAACGCGGUCUCGAACGCGUUCGCGGACGGCGCGGGGCUGCGGUGUUUCCGGCAUUAUCCGAACAACGGCACGAGGAAAGGCUGGGCUGCGGGCGACGCCGCGUCCAGGGGCGUCUGGCUCGCGAUGAUGACGAUGCGAGGCGAGAUGGGGUACGACCUCGUCCUCUCCGCCCCCGUCUGGGGCUUCAACGACGUCUACUUUCGCCGGCAAGACCUGCAAGUCAAGCGCGACUUCGGAGAACACGUUAUGGAGAACGUGUUGUUCAAGGUGGCGUACCCCGCGGAGUUCCACGCGCAGACCGCGAUCGAGGCCGCGAUGCGGCUGCACCCGCAGGUGGUAUAUCGCGUGGACGAGGUGCACCAGAUCGCGAUUCAAACGACGCGAAGCGCGGUGCGGUGCGUGGACAAGACGGGGCCGCUAAAAAACGCAGCGGACAGAGAUCACUGCGUGCAGUACGCCGUCGCCGUCGCGCUUCUGUACGGGACGCUCACCGCGGAGCACUACGAGGACUCCAUCAGUCAAGACCCGCGCAUAGACGAGCUUCGAAGGAAGACGGUCGUGACGGAGAACCCGCAGUACAGCGCGGACUACGCGGACCCGGACCGAAGGAGCGUGGCGAACGCGGUGCAGGUGCACUUCAGCGACCGGACGUCCACGAGCAAGGUCGAGGCGGAGUACCCGCUCGGGCACAAGCGACGACGCGCGGAGUGUUUCCCCGCGCUGGAGAAGAAGUUCAUGGCCGCGCUCUCGACGCGGAUGCCGCCGACGCGCGCCGGGUUCGUGUUCGAGCGGACGCGGGACCCGCAGCGGUUCGACGCGACGGCGGUGCCGGAUUUCGUCGAGCUGUUUCACCCGUCGCCGUCGCCGUUUCUUCUGCCGCCGAUACGAGGCGGGUUGGAUUACGUCGUACCCGCGGGGGAGGGUGCUCUCGCGCUGCCGCCGGGCGGCGCGGGGGGCGGGGGGAAGAAAGGAGGCGGCGGGGGGGCGGGGGGGAAUUUCGGCGGCGGCGACGCGUUCGAGUACGCGAGCACAGACCGCGGGGACGACACCGAUCGAACGGGAGCGCCGGCGAUCGGGUAUUAG
Messenger RNA from Micromonas pusilla CCMP1545, 1650 nucleotides. RefSeq lists its product as uncharacterized. Gene Ontology annotation, molecular function: 2-methylcitrate dehydratase activity; 2 iron, 2 sulfur cluster binding. The transcript has 4 exons. Lineage: Eukaryota; Viridiplantae; Chlorophyta; Mamiellophyceae; Mamiellales; Mamiellaceae. The record is from RefSeq and is a predicted model, not a curated record. Bases 1 to 1650 code for a protein of 549 amino acids.